Molecule: messenger RNA, 3508 nt
Organism: Notolabrus celidotus (New Zealand spotty)
Lineage: Eukaryota; Metazoa; Chordata; Actinopteri; Labriformes; Labridae
Gene: rorc
Product: RAR-related orphan receptor C
Exons: 13
Coding region: 425-1936 (503 amino acids)
Biological process (GO): regulation of transcription by RNA polymerase II
Cellular component (GO): nucleus
Molecular function (GO): nuclear receptor activity; RNA polymerase II cis-regulatory region sequence-specific DNA binding; zinc ion binding
Source: RefSeq, a predicted model, not a curated record
CCGGUGACAUAACUCUCCAGCCUGGGAUGGUCAGGGCGCACAGAGCGCGCGAAGGGGAGGGGGGGCAGAGAACCGGGGGGAGAGACCGGGGCGCACAGCCGGUCCAGCUGCACUCUCUCCUCUCUGCUGCCUCGGGGGGAAUUAAAUUAUUUCAAAACAACCACACAAGACGAGGAGGUACACUCUGGAACAAUAAGAUGAAGACUGAGUUCUUGGAGCUGCUGUAAAGAGCUAAGGAGGCGAUAUGGCGCUGCAUGUUUUUAAAUGUCUGCGCCGACCCGGGCGAUAAACCAACAACAACAACAACAACAACAACAACAACAAGAAGAAAAACAACAACAGAGUGUGUGCGAAAGAGAGGUGUGUGUGUGUGUGUGAGUGUGUGAGUGUGUGUAGGUCCAGCCAGUGUUUUGACGGGGGAGUUAUGGAAUAUGAGGAGUUCGACGUGCUUCAAACUGACAUGCCCAUCAAAACAGGAGGAGUCGUGUCCAAGAGGACUCAUUUGACCCAGAUUGAAGUUAUCCCAUGCAAGAUCUGUGGUGAUAAGUCCAGUGGAGUACACUAUGGAGUCAUCACUUGUGAGGGCUGCAAGGGAUUUUUCCGGCGUAGUCAGCUUCCUACUGUAUCUUACUCCUGUUCAAGGCAGAGCAACUGUCAGAUUGACCGGACCAGCCGCAACCGCUGCCAACACUGCCGCCUGCAGAAGUGCUUGGCACAGGGCAUGAGCAGAGAUGCGGUGAAGUUUGGACGGAUGUCUAAGCGUCAGAGGGACUCUCUGAUUGCUGAAGUGGAGAGGCACAGACAGCAGCAGCAACAGCAACAGCAGCAGCUUCAGGGAGACACCCAGUCCAUCCUGUCCUACCCCACCAAGACCCGCCAAGAUCGCUCCUCGCAGCUCCUCCAGCCAAUGGCCUAUCCCUUCGGCGGGGAGGCAGAGCUGCUUUCCUAUACAAGUGAUCACCCUUUCCUGGUGUGCUCUCCGAAUGAGGCACAGGUGACAGCAAUGAUGUACCGAGGCUCCUCUGUCUCUCCGUCAUCAAGAGUCCAGGGGAGGGGGGACAACAGCGGCCACCCUGACAUAAGAGGUUUCAACUCCAGACAGCCAUCUAAUGAUCUGAUGGCCAUUCAUCCCUGCAGCCCUCUGGAGGACCCUUACGGCCUCUUUCCUCCCUCUCCGAGAAACAUAGAUGAGCUGUGUGCCAGCAUCGUGCGUUCCCACAGAGAGACCAGCCAGUACAGAGUGGAGGAGCUGCAUGCCCUCAAAUGGAAGCUGCUCAGCAGAGAGGAGAUCCAAGUCUACCAGAACAAAUCAGUGGAUGAGAUGUGGCAGUACUGUGCUAUUAGACUAACGGAUGCCGUGCAGUUCGUAGUGGAGUUCGCGAAACACAUCCCAGGCUUCCGCAUGCUGAGCCAGAAUGAUCAGAUCGCUCUCCUGAAGACUGGUUCCAUGGAGGUGGUCCUGGUCCGGAUGAGUCGCUUCUUUAACACGGAGAACAACACUGUCUUCUUUGAUGGGAAAUUUGCUGGCGUUGAAGUCUUCAAAUCUUUGGCUUGUGGUGAUUUAAUCACAGCAGUGUUCGACUUCGCUCAUGGCAUGUGUGCUCUGAAGCUCACUGAGCAUCAGAUUGCUCUCUUCAGUGCUCUGGUGCUGAUCAACGCAGAUCGUCCAUGUCUGGAGGACAGAAGCAGGGUUCAGCGAGUGCAAAGAAGCGUGGAAUUAGGAAUCGCACAAAUCCUUCACCGUGACAACCAAGCAAAUCUAAUGCACAAGCUGUCCCAGAAGAUGGCGGUGUUGCGUUCACUGUGCAGUCUGCACAUGGAGAAGCUGCGCUGGUUCAGUCUGCGUUACCCGCUCACUGCUCACUCUCUGUUUCCGCCUCUCUACAAGGAGCUGUUCGCCUCUGAGCCUGAGCUUCUGCAAGGGACCAAUCACUGAGGAUUCACUUUGAUCCACACACAAACCCACACAAACCCACACGAACCCACACAAACACACACAAACACACACAAACACAUUGUUUUAAGUGUUAUCUUUUCUUCCUUACAGAAUCUAUUUUUUUAACAAUGAACAUAAAUGAGAUAGGCACAGUACUUAUACUGUUGUGAGUAUUACAUGUCUUCCAGGAGAGCUUUUUCAUAGACUGUGGGGAACAUUGAUUUCAAUACUUUUAUAGCUGAAGGUUGUUUUGAUUCCAGGGAAACAUGUUUUGUUGUUCCUUGAUGGUACAUUGUUAGUGGGAUUCAUUUUUGCUCAGGAUUUUGAUGAUUUUCCUUUCCUUUGAAUUUGAAAUACAACUAUUCAACAUUGUAAGAGUAAUAUGCACUGACUCUCUUGAGUUAAAAGGUGGCUUUGUAAAGUUUUUAGUUGUCCCUUGAGUAAUGCACAUCACCUUAGAUGGGCAAAAAUUACAACAUUGAACUAUUAAUCACAACCGGCCUGCCGAUUCAGCAAUUCUACUCAAGAUGUUGACCCCAUUUCAUAAUAUCAUCAAAAUUACACAAUCCACUUCUCUUCUGGGACUUUGUUGCACAACAUUUCCUCAAAGCUCAGACAUACAUGAAGAGUGUCCUUAAAGCAAGUAAACAAUAAGACCUUCUCAGUGUUUCCACUUCUAUUUCAGCAGGAAAUUACUGUUUCACAAUGAUUCUCUGUUUUUUUUUUUCACAUAAAGGAUCCCUCAAGUGGGAGUAAUUCAUCUACAAGCCCCUAAUUAAGAACUGCAGAAAGGAAACAUGCAUGACAAAAACAAACAUUCUGUUAUUGUGGUAAAUUAAAUUGCAAGGGACCCCCUGAAACCUCAGGAUGUCCCCACUGAGGAAUCUAUGCUUCAACACGUGUUUGUGGGUGAAAUCGUUGUCAAAAUAGAGAAUCUGAUGAGACUUUGUCCACUUAUCUCUGAUGAGUCACAACCAGUUGCUCAAAAACAGCCACAACACACGCAGUCUGCUUAACUUUUGUACUGCAUUACUCUCUUUCAGUAAGUUGAUGUUUGAAAGGUCAUACAUGGGACAGAUUCUUCAAAUGCCAGUAAACUAUAUCUCGCUCCUCCUCGCUGUAGUAACCUCAGAAACCACUUGUCCAUACAGAGGUGAUUGCAGAUUGCAUUUUCAGUUUGUCUGUAGAGAAAUGUUUCUCCUCAGGUGGAUGUUGUUACAGACCAGCUGAAAAGUUCAUCAAAGCUUCUUUAAAUGUAUUCCUUUGUGUUUGAAUUAACUCUUACGGGCUUUUAUAUCUUUUGAGCUUUUGAAAAGAUGUUGCAUUAAAUGUAGAAAAAAUAAGGAGAUACAGUAGAAGUGUCUUUCUCUGUGAGCUUACUUUUCCUUCUUUCCCAGAUUACUUGCAUACAUAUUUUAUUGAUGACAUGACUUGGAGUAAAAGCAAUGAGUGAAGAGGCAAUGUUGAGAGGUUUCAGCAUUAAGCACUGUAUGCCUGGAUGUAGUCAUCUCUGGUUAUUGUAAAAUAAUUCCAUACAAACCUUUUAAUAAACUGUUGAGGCUGUAACACAGA